Molecule: messenger RNA, 951 nt
Organism: Thyridium curvatum
Lineage: Eukaryota; Fungi; Ascomycota; Sordariomycetes; Thyridiales; Thyridiaceae
Exons: 3
Coding region: 1-951 (316 amino acids)
Source: RefSeq, a predicted model, not a curated record
AUGUCUCCGCAGUCCCUCCGUCCCGAAAGCCUGACCGUCACCUAUGUCCCUACUGAUCAGUUGGACGAUGACUGGGCUGGCGUGACAGAUCCUGUGGAGAGGAGGAAGCGGCAGAACAGACUAAGUCAGCGUGCUUGGCGCCGCCGCAAGGCACUGAAGACACAUGCCGCUGUACUGGCUCGUCAGGAUCAAGGGCAGUGGUGUGGCUUCGGCAUUCUCCAACCCAUGUCACUCAACUCACUCAACCUUCCAUCAAGCCAAGUAGCUGAAUAUCUAGCGCCGGAAUCAAACGACACUAAAAGCCAUAUGUCGGCCAAGAAUCAUGACCUGAUUCUGCAAGGUCGAGCAGCGUCAGGAACAGAAGCUGCCACCAAGCUCAUACCUCCCCUGAUUCCAUAUCUAGAGGAGGAUGUCAUUCUGAAGGCUCGACACUUCGUCGUUUUCCCUCUGUCGCUGGACCAUCGACUCAUCACUCUCAUCCAAUACAACGUCCUCCGCGCCACCAUGGUCAACUUGUCCAUCUUAUCGCUCACUCACACUCUACCUGUUGAAUGCAGACUGGCCCUGUCCAUCUUUGACAAUCUGCCAACGCCGGCCACGGUCCCGCCCUCUCUCGAGCCGACAUCGCUCCAGCGGUCGACGCCCCAUCAGCCGUGGAUAGACUGUUUCCCCGCUGCAAGGGUGAGGGACAACUUGAUAAGAUGGACUGGCCGCUUUGAUCCGGACGAUUUAUGCUGCGAUCUGUCUGGCGGGCUGUAUGAGGGCUUCGACAACGUAGAGAAGCGAGGCAUGAUCAUUUGGGGCGAGCCCUGGCGAGAGGACGGCUGGGAGGUCACCGAGCGGUUUGCCGAGAAAUGGGGGUUCCUGCUGGAUGGGUGCCAUGAACUGGUCGAGUCUACCAAUCGAUGGCGGGCUCAGCGAGGAGAAGAUCCACUGAUAAUUGAAGUCUAG